Molecule: messenger RNA, 1743 nt
Organism: Mya arenaria
Lineage: Eukaryota; Metazoa; Mollusca; Bivalvia; Myida; Myidae
Product: organic cation transporter protein-like
Exons: 10
Coding region: 1-1743 (580 amino acids)
Biological process (GO): transmembrane transport
Cellular component (GO): membrane
Molecular function (GO): transmembrane transporter activity
Source: RefSeq, a predicted model, not a curated record
AUGAAGUUUGAUGACAUAACCGUUCUUUUAGGGGAAUUUGGAAAGUACCAGAAGAUAUUGUAUUUUCUCGUCUGCUUGCCGGCGAUAUUUACAGGGAUGCAGAUGAUGUCGUCUAUUUUCACCCUGGCCAUCCCUGACCACAGAUGUGCUUUGCCUGGUCUUGGAAACGACACGUACGAAGUCCAAGGACAAUGGCAUAAACUUCUUAUCAACCAAUCCAUUCCAUGGGAAACUGGCAAAGAUGAUGAGGGUUCAUUGGUUUACAGCUCGUGUGAUCGAUAUGUGACCAAUGAAAACACGUCUUACAAUGCGCAUUACAUUCCAGUAAAUACAAGUACUGCUGAAUGUGAUACGUUCGUCUUCGACCAAUCAACGUUCAAGAACACUUUCAUUACAAAGACAAACCUGGUAUGCGGAAACAAACUGGCCCGGGCCAACGCCAACAUGAUACUGAUGGGAGGGAAACUGUUCGGAUCUAUCGCCAUCGGUGUAUUCUCAGAUAUAUUCGGACGGAAGAAGGCGGUGAUGCUGUCUUCGUUCUUGCACAUCGGGGCGGCGUUUGGGUCCGCGUUCGCGCCCAACUACGGGGCCUUUGUUAUAUUCCGUUUCAUCCAAGGUGCGUCAAACUCGGGCAUCUUCAUGUCGCUCUUCGUCAUUGGUGUGGAGCUGGUGGGUCCCUCUAAUCGUGUGGCGGCAGGGAUUAUCAUCGAAUUUUUCUGGUGUACCGGUCUUUUCUUGCUGUGCCUAGUGGCCUACUUCGUGCGCACGUGGAAUAUCCUGCUGCUCGUGCUCGCGUGUCCAACUGUCCUCCUCGUUUUUUACUUCUGGUUAAUCCCCGAGUCCCCUCGCUGGCUGAUCUCCAGGGGAAAGUACGAGGAGGCGGAGAAGAUCAUCCGGAAAAGCGCGAAAGUAAACAAGGUUGAACUUCCGGAGAAGGUGAUAGACGCGGACAGCGUGGAGGAGGGCGGCAAGGAGAGCAUCCUUCGAAUGGUUACCGUCCCCCGUCUCCUGAUACGCACUAUAAUCAUCUACCUCAACUGGGUGGUAGUAAGCAUGGUGUACUACGGCCUUGGACUUAACGUGGGGAACCUUGACGGUGACAUCUACACGAACUUCGCCAUCAACUCUGCCAUGGAGGCCGCGGCGUAUAUCGUCUGUCUCCUCUUGCUGAACCGCGUCGGCCGGAAGGCGCUCCACUGCGGCACUAUGAUCCUCGGGGGCGGGGCCUGCCUCUGUACCAUAUUUACUGUGCUGUAUGCUGAUAAAUCUCUUUACUGGAUCACAGUGGUAUUAUCCAACAUUGGAAAGUUUGGGAUAUCGGCGGCGUUCGCCAUCAUCUACGUGUGGUCGGCGGAACUUUUCCCGACCCUCGCACGAAACUCUGGGAUGGGCUCGAGUUCCAUGAUGGCCAGGGUGGGCGGUAUCAUUUCACCGUAUAUCGCCGAUCUGGGAACAUUUGUGGAGGGUGACUUUGGAAAGGCGCUUCCGCUGAUCAUCUUUGGCGGCCUAUCCGUGGUCGCUGGGUUCCUGUCGCUCUUCCUGCCAGAAACCAACGGACAGGUACUUCCGGAAACGAUCGAAGACGCUGUUAAUUUCGGCAGGACCACACCCGAUUCCAAGAAGAAGGACGUGGCUAGCAAGUAUUUUGUCAAUGACGUUUUUACCGGCAACGUCGACUCCCCGACGGAAGAGAAAAAGAAUGCAGAAAUGUUGGAGCAAAACGGUUACAGCACGCACAUGUAG